Acanthochromis polyacanthus (spiny chromis) is the source of this 6797-nucleotide messenger RNA. It is a transcript of the gene garnl3, whose product is annotated as GTPase activating Rap/RanGAP domain like 3. Bases 403 to 3561 code for a protein of 1052 amino acids. The record is from RefSeq and is a predicted model, not a curated record. Gene Ontology annotation, cellular component: cytoplasm. Gene Ontology annotation, molecular function: GTPase activator activity. The transcript is spliced from 31 exons. Gene Ontology annotation, biological process: activation of GTPase activity; regulation of small GTPase mediated signal transduction. Lineage: Eukaryota; Metazoa; Chordata; Actinopteri; Pomacentridae.
CGCCGAGCAGCCACUCAGUGCCGGGCUGAAGCUGAAGGAGCGCUGUGAGCUCCACAGUUCAGGAUCACAGAUCUGUGGAGCGACUCCUCGGCGCAGUCCGCUCACGGUGACAACUGCAGCAGCUCCUGCUCCAAACACAGCCGCAUGGAAGUACCACCGACGCCGACAACAUGCACCUCUAAACGCCUCUUUUGUCUAGCCUGAGGGGGGAGAAGUCUGCAAGAUCACUUUCCUUUCCUCCGCUGAGGUGAACCGAGCGUCAAAGGAUCUCUUUUUCGGCCAGCCUGUCUUCUUCUUUUCCCUCCCUUCUCUUCUCGCAGCUCGAUUUUUUUCCCUUCACUUUCCCCCCUUUCAAAGAAAGUGCUGCUGUCUCCUCAGAGUCUCCCUGCUCGUCCAGCACCCAUGAAUUCAGAUAAAAAUGUGUACCUCGGCAGAGACAAAGGCAUCAUGCGGAAGAGAGCCUUGCUCCUUCGGAAGGGUUGCAGCUUCGAGAUUACCAGCUCUGCCUCAGAGGACUUGGGCUGCAGACGUGGAGACUUCAGCAGGAAACACUAUGGUUCGGUCGAGCUGCUGAUUUCCAGUGACGCAGAUGGGGCCAUUCAGCGGGCAGGACGCUUCAGGGUGGAGAAUGGAUCGUCAGAUGAGACUUCGGACUACACUCCAGGAACCUGGAGGAGAACCGAUGUCCAUCUGGAGAAUCCAGAGUACCACACCAGAUGGUUCUUUAAAUACUUCCUGGGAAAAGUCCACCAGAACUAUGUGGGUACUGAUGCAGAGAAGAAUCCCUUCUACCUGUCAGUUGUCCUCUCAGACCAGAACAACCAGCGGGUUCCUCAGUACAGAGCCAUCCUCUGGAGGAAGGCGGGCACUCUGAAGAUCAGCCUCCCCUACAGCCCGACCAAAACACUAUCAGUGAAGUCUAUCCUAAGUGCAAUGAACAUGGACAGGUUUGAGAAAGGCCCCAGGGAGAUCCUCAACCCGGAGAUUCAGAAGGAUCUGCUGGUGUUGGAGGAACAGGAGGGUUCGGUCAACUUUAAAUUUGGUGUACUGUACGCCAAAGAUGGACAGCUCACAGAUGACGAGAUGUUUAGCAACGAGAUGGGCAGCGAGAGCUUUGAUAAGUUUCUCAAUCUGCUGGGUGAUGCCAUUACACUGCAGGGAUGGGCAGGUUACCGCGGAGGGCUAGACACCAAGAAUGACACUACAGGAAUCAAGUCCAUCUACACCGUGUAUCAAGGCCAUGAGCUCAUGUUCCACGUGUCCACCAUGUUACCCUACUCUAAAGAGAACAAGCAGCAGGUGGAAAGAAAGAGGCACAUCGGAAAUGACAUUGUUACCAUAGUGUUCCAAGAAGGGGAUGAUGCAUCGUCGUCCUUCAAACCUUCUAUGAUCCGAUCGCACUUCACCCAUAUUUUUGCAUUAGUUAGGUAUAAUAGCCAGAAUGACAGUUACAGGUUGAAGAUUUUCUCAGAGGAGAGUGUUCCGCUGUUUGGACCUCCUCUCCCUUCUCCGCCUGUAUUUACUGAUCACCAAGAAUUCAGGGACUUUUUAUUAGUCAAAUUAAUCAAUGGAGAGAAAGCCACACUGGAGACGCCAACGUUUGCCCAGAAGCGUCAGCGGACCCUCGACAUGUUGAUCCGCUCGCUCUACCAAGACCUCAUGCCUGACCUGCACAAGGUUCCUUUUUCUCCCCAGAACAUGCUAAACCGACGGUCCUUCAGCGACGUGCUGCCCGAGUCUCCAAAGUCGGCACGCAAGAAGGAGGAGGCACGGCAGGCCGAAUUUGUCAGAAUAGGGCAGGCCCUGAAGCUGAAGACCAUCGUGAGAGGAGAUGCCCCGACGAGCCUCGUUACCACAGGCCUGUGCAGAAAAGAGCCGUGGGAGUCCCAGUCGUUCUGCAGCACGUUCCCCUAUGAGAUCGUGUGCGCUGACUCCUGGGGUCAGUCUCUGCUGACUGCCACCGACACGGCGGGGGUCAUGCUGCUAGAUGGCCCUGAUCCCGCCCUGUCAAGCAGCGAGACGCAGACGGUGCUCCCGGUGCAAGUGUUCGACAAAACCAUGGUGGUGAAGCAGAUGCACGUUCUUGAGCCUCAGGACCUGCUCAUCACCCGAGCUGACAAAGGCAAGGACGCUCGGCUCUAUGUGUUCAGACUCAGCGCGAUGAAGAGAGGCCUGGAGGAGAGGCAGCUCGUCCGAAGCAAGUGUGACAGCCGCGAGAAUAAGCUGGAGAAAACUAAAGGUUGUCAUUUGUACUCUAUCAACACCCACCACGGCUCAGAGCUGAGGAUAGUAGCAGCCAUCAGGAACAAACUCCUCCUCAUCACCAGGAAACAUCCACGUUUUGAAGGUUUCAGCGCCGUCGCCUCAGGAGCAGAUUCUCCAGUGGAGGAGUUUCAGUACAUACGGGAGAUCUGUCUGUGUGACCCGCCGGUGGUGAUGGCGCUGGUGGACGGACCGACGGGGGAAAAUGACAACAUGAUCUGUGUGGCCUACAAGCAUCAGUUUGACCUGAUCAAUGAGAGCACUGGAGAUGCCUACCGGCUACAUCAUGUAGACGCCAACAGGGUAAAUUUUGUAGCAGCCAUUGAUGUGUAUGAAGACGGGGAGGCGGGUCUGCUGUUGUGUUACAACUAUAUUUGUUACUAUAAGAAAGUUUGUCCGUUUAACGGCUCCACGCCGAUGAUCCAAUCCAACACCUCCGAUUUCCACUUCAGCUGGAACCAGAUGCCCAACGCUAUUGUUUGUGCAUUUCCUUACAUCCUGGCCUUCACAACGGACUCCAUUGAGAUCCGACUGGUGGUGAAUGGAAACCUUGUGUACACAGCGGUGGUCCCAGAGCUGCAGUUGUCUGCUUCACGGUCGGACAUCUAUUUUGUUUCGUCGGCUCCAGUGAGCUCAGCCUCCAACUGCAGUUCCAGAGACACCAGCUCCCAGAGUUCCCCACAGACGCCCACCGGCUACGAGAUGCCCGUGUUCCCUUCGCCGCUCGGAGACGAUUCUAUACGGAUCCCCUAUGGUACCAAGCUUUCCCUGUACAUGUCUAAGGAUGCCGAAGGCGAAGCUGCAUGUAAGCACAUCUUCAAGAUCCCUCUCUGUAACUUGGUGGGCCGCAGCAUUGAAAGACCCUUGAAGUCGCCUCUGGUCAACAAGGUGCUGACGACGCCGGCCCCAACCAUGGUGCCCCCAACGCCCCUCAUCUCCGCCACGCACUCGCUUUCCCUGUCCCGCAUGGAGAUCAAAGAGAUAGCCAGCCGCACACGGAAGGAGCUGCUCGGCUUGACAGAGGAACCCAGUGGGAAGUCAGACAGCGGAUCGGUCAAACAGAGGAAGAUGAGCAAGAAGAACACUGAGGAAGAGCCCAAAGGACGAGCGCUGACGUCAACAAACAGCGACAGGUUAGCCUCAGAGUCCAUUGAAGCAGACCUGGACGUCCAGCUGCACUGUUCGUCCGGUUCGGAGGCUGAGCCGGAGAAGGCGGUGCUGCAGGCAGAGAGUCCACCUCUAGCUAGUGCAUUCGCUCUCUCCACAUCCUUCGAAGAAGAUGUCCUGGACCUAAAGUGAAGACAAUCCCAUUGUGCACUUCUCUGCCCACCCACUCCUGUACUGUCACCAUUAUUUUAUUGUUUGGUUUUAAAUUUGUUUGUUGAAUUCCUUUAUCUUGUCUUUUUUUGUUUGUUUGUUUGUUUGUUUGUUCACAUCCCAGUAUUAUGGGCCUCCUCAUUCAUCGGACAACAUGGGUGCAGUGGGAGUCAGAGGACAUGUUUGUGUGCGUGUUUGUUUUCGUGAGCAGUCCCUCAGCCACUGUGUGUUGGGUGUUUGUGUUGCCCCCCGCAGCAAAUAACCCAAAGAGGCGUUGAGGUUGUGUAAAACGCCGUGGUGUGUAUUCAGACUUCUGCAACAGCUCUGAAGUAACAGUUUGAUCCCAAACCACAAACUGAAUGUAAAUCUGCGCACCGAGGCACGACAAAAAUCUCUGCGUUCACCAUUCCCUCUGAAGUCGCUAGAGCUUAAAAUGUGUUGUAUAUUCUGUGAUUAUUUCCAGUCCACUUUCAAAUGUUGUAUGAUAUGCAUAUGUAUGUGUACAUCUGUUUAUACAUGAAGAUGCACACGGUGGCAGGCGUAUAUGCUUGUAUGGCCUGUGAUGCAUAUUUAUAGAUAUAUUAUAAAAAUCGAUUUUAUUCCCAUAUUUAGUAAAGGUAUGAUGUUUUAUGCACAUUCAAGUCCUUAUUCUUCUCCUUCACAGUAUACAGGUAGACAGGGCUGGAGGCAAAGUCUCCCACAAGUGCCAUUUCCCAGCAUCCUCCAUUGAACUACACCUCGACACAGCCGCCGUAUUCUGGUGUCUGACAGUAGCAGCCAUGAUUGUAGUUCACAUUUGAUUACAAAGGUGACCCACGACUCUGAUGAGUUUGAAUUCACUUACUGGGGGCACUCUCUUGAAGCCACAUGCACUAAAAAUUUAACCCCAUAACAAAGAAACAACCUGAAAUCUGCAUGACCUGCCUUCACUACUGUACAAGUGUUGUGUUUUCUGCGCCACAAAUUAGCUUCUUUGAAAAUCCUGAAGUCGCAAACAAAUCACAACCUGAGACUACAGAAAAAGUGUGGCGGCCCCUUUUUUCAUAUUUGACGGACCAAGAAGACAAACCACAAAUUUUUAACAAAAACUGAAUACAGCACAUUACAUAAAAAUAAGCGAUAAAAGCGUGACUUUGGUAACAAAUAAAAAUAAGCAAGCAUGACCACAAAUUCCACAAAUACAACUAAGUGUGAAUUAGUUUUUGUCUUUCUCUGUAUAUGGAAGGUGUAGAAAGAUGGUUAUUUUGAAGAAACAGUGUAGAAACUUUAAAAAAUAAAUUGUCUAUGUUGCACGGUGCCCAUUUCAAAUACAUACAGAAAAUCUACUCUUCCUUUAGAUCAUUGUAUUUCUAGGAUCAUGUCGACUAACUAAAACUCAAACCAAGAUCGAACUUAAAAUGAGAACUUGCAUCGAAAACACAACCCUAUUUGGGAUUCAGCGCUGACAGCACCAGCCGCGACAUUUAAACUUGAUAUCUAUCAUUUUAAAUCUUCGGGACCAGAAGCCUUGUUAGUUUUCAUCUUGUUCUCAAGUGACAGACGGAUUUAAAGCGGCACAAUGACUUAUGGCACAAUUCAGCAGGCAGAGACGCAUCUUGAAAGCCAACACACCCGCACACACUUUAAUUUACUGAUCAAUUGUCCGAUGCAUUCCUAACAGAGCUGACAGGUGUGUUGGUCAGAUCCUGACAGCAGUUACCGGCAAUUCGAUGUCCUUCAAUCAAAAUCUGUCAAGAAGGAGCAUUUAGUCUGCAAAUUUUUUUAUUCCUGCUUGUCCCUGACUUUUUUUUAUGAUCGUGUAAAAAUGAACAAAAUCCAUAGAGUUGGACUACUGAGAGGAGGCAGGUUUUAAAAAGACAGUCUUGAUUUUUAGUCUCUAAUUUGAAUCAAGUUUUAAAAAUGAUGCAGCAGUGUCCUGCAUUUUCCACAUGACAGCAUCUCAUUAAACCCUCUCUGCCUUUUGAAUGUCCACUUCUUUCGCACUGACAUCAGCCGUCCUGUGUUGUAAACAAUAUCUCAUACUGCAUUCAUGUCAUAUGAGUUCACUACAACUUUCAAGCAGUAAAUAGAAUUUUCAAAUUGGCGCUUAAUACAUCUGUGCCUGAAAACCAAACUAAGGACGUCUCAAAGACGGGCAUUCGAUGGGAUUAAUCCCAACUUAAAUACAUAUGGUGUAUGUAUUUAUUAUGUAAUCAUACAGCUGUCUCAAGUUGUUAAUAUUGCAUUUUUUCUCUUCUCUGUCACCCAUCUCAUGUGAUUGAAAUACGGCAUAAAUCUCAAGCCCAGGCACUGUCAAACACGUUUUUUUUAAGACUGCAAAAAGUACGUUAAACUUCACUCGUAAAACUAGUGGAGUGCUCUUUUAAAUAGCAAAAUGGUUUGGAAAAUAGACACUUAAAAACCACAAAAAAAGUUUGGUCAAUGUGAUCACCUUACAAUCAGUAACAUGAGUCCUGUUAGUCAGUGCGAACACUGACUCUAUCAUGAAACAGGGGAAAAUGUUCAGAUUAACAGUCAGUAAAACCAAAGGAGAAAUUAGUGCUUACGAAUGCAACAAAACUCUAGUAGUGGUUCUGACAAUGCUUUGUGGGUAUGAGAGCGCCUCAGUAUGGUGGCUUCACAACACAGCAGCCUUCAGAUCUUGCAUGAGCCUCCUUCACGCCUUUCCUAUAUUCUCCUCCUGCCUGCCUCAGCGUGAAUCCCUCCAACUCUAUAAGAAAACUCAGAAAAAGGGAAAAAGAAGCCCGAGGUGGUGGUGGGGGGGAUUUUUACAAUGGUACUCCAGUGUUUAUUACUCUAAACAAAGGUGGCUGACUGGGGGAACGCCGCUUCUCCCGCUUAUGUCUUUCCUAUUUCUCCUGUAUUUCUGUCGAGUACUCUUUGUUUCUACCUCCCCUUGGCAUUUUCACGUUUUGUUUUUAGUUUUUUUGUAUUUGAAUCUAUAUUUACUGUUUAGACUGUUGCUGAACCUCUCUGUGAUAUCAAAACGAAAGAAAAUUAACAAAAAAAACACCAAGUGUCUUAAAAUAUUGUAUCGCCAUCGUUUUUAAUGCCAAGUACUACUUGUAAAUGUUUGUGUAUCAAAUGUGGCCUCAAAUGAAACUGAACUAUAUUAUUAUUAUUAUUUGAGCAGUUAUUUUAAAAAAGUGCUGUAGACCACUGCUGUGAAAGUAGUUGAUUCUGUUCAUUGAUAUGUAAUAAAUAUUUAUGAAAUUUGA